Molecule: messenger RNA, 1424 nt
Organism: Nestor notabilis (Kea)
Lineage: Eukaryota; Metazoa; Chordata; Aves; Psittaciformes; Psittacidae
Gene: HIF1AN
Product: hypoxia inducible factor 1, alpha subunit inhibitor
Exons: 7
Biological process (GO): negative regulation of Notch signaling pathway; peptidyl-aspartic acid hydroxylation
Cellular component (GO): cytoplasm; nucleus
Molecular function (GO): [protein]-asparagine 3-dioxygenase activity; ankyrin repeat binding; peptidyl-histidine dioxygenase activity
Source: RefSeq, a predicted model, not a curated record
GAGCCAGUGGUGCUGACAGAUACAAAUCUGGUUUAUCCUGCUCUGAAGUGGGACCUGGACUACCUCCAGGAAAACAUUGGCAAUGGGGACUUCUCAGUGUAUAGUGCCAGCACACACAAGUUCUUGUACUAUGAUGAGAAGAAGAUGGCCAAUUUUAAGAACUUCAAGCCUAAGUCAAGCAGGGAAGAGAUGAAGUUUGCUGAGUUUGUGGAUAGACUCAAAGAAAUUCAACAAAAAGGAAGUGCUGAGAGGCUAUAUCUGCAGCAAACCCUCAAUGACACAGUUGGAAGGAAGAUUGUGGUGGAUUUCCUUGGUUUCAACUGGAAUUGGAUUAACAAGCAGCAAGGGAAACGUGGCUGGGGUCAACUGACUUCUAACUUGCUUCUUAUUGGCAUGGAAGGGAAUGUGACACCAGCUCACUAUGAUGAGCAGCAGAACUUCUUUGCUCAGAUUAAGGGUUAUAAGAGGUGUAUCCUGUUCCCUCCUGAUCAGUUUGAAUGCCUCUACCCUUAUCCUGUGCACCAUCCCUGCGACAGACAGAGCCAGGUGGACUUUGACAAUCCCGACUAUGAGAAAUUCCCAAACUUCCGGAGCGUGGUUGGCUAUGAGACGGUGGUGGGUCCAGGGGAUGUGCUAUACAUACCUAUGUACUGGUGGCACCACAUUGAGUCUCUCCUGAAUGGCGGGAUUACCAUCACUGUGAACUUCUGGUACAAGGGUGCCCCAACCCCGAAGAGAAUUGAGUAUCCUUUAAAGGCUCAUCAGAAAGUGGCGAUAAUGAGGAACAUUGAGAAGAUGUUGGGAGAAGCCUUAGGAAAUCCACAAGAGGUGGGUCCCUUGUUGAAUAUGAUGAUUAAGGGACGGUAUGACUAAUGCCUGGCUGCCCGGGUGACUGAUGUUGGAGCUGCUUUGUUCACAAGCAAUGGAAGAUACUGAGCGCUAGUAUUGCACGCAGCACUUAACAGACUGAUGGGUUUCCUGACCUGUCCCUGCCCCAGUACAAUAAAGGGGGCUACUGGAACUGCAAAACCAUUAGUACCCCAUUCAUCCUCCAUUCUCAUUUAACGGAACUUCCCAAGAAAGAGUCUGCACUUACUGGAAGCUGGAUUCAUGCUCAGUAACUCUUUUUUUCUCCCUCUGCCCUGUUUGCCACAACAAGGAGCAUGAUUUCUGGCAUUUGGAUGUGUUACUUCAGGAUUUUCAGGCAUUUGAAGAAGAGCUUGGAGGGGAACCAGGCGUGAUCUUGUUUCCUCAGCCUCAUGGGGUUUGGACCUCCUGGCUGGGUUUAUGUGUUGGUGCCUGCGGUGGAUAUAAGAUGGGAAUUUAUAGGUUUAAAGGUCCUCUGUUGUUAGAGGACCUGUCCAUGCUCAACUCUGGCACCUUUUCGUAAAAUGGAAACAAACGAGAUAGCCUCUGUGUGAUGA